AGACACAAUACACAAUAGCGUUAUGAAGUCACACAUUGAGGAAAUUAUGGAACUUUUUCCGCUGCCAACUAAACCUUCGGAAUAUUGCCACGAUGCCUAUCUUAAGAAAAUCCUACCAGAAAAAGAAGCAAUCCCGAAAAAAGUCAAUGUUACGGAUGGGAUGCCCGGUUCAAAGGAUCUUAAAACAAGAGAUACCUUACAAGAGCAUGAAGUUUUCGAUGCAAUGCUGUACAGAGUUGACUAUGCGGCUCGUGCCACUGUGUAUAUGAAUCGAAUGACGUCGCUUUUUAAAUCGAGUCUUUCCCAGCGACAGCGGGAUUCAAUAUUUGCAACUACUCUCAUGUUUAAAACUCGAUUCCAAAAUCUAAUUUCCGACUUUAGCAGCGUAUGCGUAAUAUUCCAGUUGAUGCAACUAAGAGAGCUACUAAAUGUAAUGCGGGAUAUACCGCCGGAGGGCACCGAUCCCACUAAUACGAUAUUUGGAUGGUGCUACAAGGAGAAAUUGAGGCGAUUCGAAGAGCAACAUAGCUCCGUGUAUAUUGAUAUUUUUGAAGAGGAUAAAUCACAAGUUACUUUAGAUGAACUUAAAUUCUAUGUCGAUCUGGGAGAAGUUAUACGAUUGGUAGAUGUCCUAAUUUCCGACGUAUCUUCAGAUCCAAAUUUUAACAAUCUGACUACUUUUAAUGAUGCAAUCUCACAUAAGCCCCAUAUCAACAAGAUAUAGAAUAAAUUGGACUUAUGAUAAAGCACAGCAAGGUCAAUUUUAUUUGGACCUGCGUUGCAAGGAGUACUCCAACAAGCUUGAAAAAAUUCGCCAUUUGAAGUCUAAGGAUAUGAGCGUUUGGGAUAGCGUUAAUAGCACAUAUCGGAUCUUAAUCGAGUCCUAUAAACAACAAAUCAAUACGGUUCAGGAGGACUAUGAUACUGAUAUGGAACUGGCGGAGAAUAUGGUACAACUUACUCGUAAUCGGGUUAGUAAGUGCAAGGACGACCUUCAACAUGCCAAGGAAACUGUUCAAAUGUUUAAGAGAAGAGUUCAAGAGGUUCUUGAUAAAAUAGCUCAGCAGAAAGAGUUAGAGCGUAUUGAAGACGAGAAGAAAACAGAGGUAGAAAUCUCCAAAACUGUCCGGAAAUCCGAUACUAAGAAGAAAAACAGGAACAAGAAAGGAUGA
Drosophila bipectinata is the source of this 1172-nucleotide messenger RNA. Its product is annotated as endonuclease MutS2-like. The record is from RefSeq and is a predicted model, not a curated record. Lineage: Eukaryota; Metazoa; Arthropoda; Insecta; Diptera; Drosophilidae.